Podarcis muralis (Common wall lizard) is the source of this 5013-nucleotide messenger RNA. It is a transcript of the gene DPP6, whose product is annotated as dipeptidyl peptidase like 6. Gene Ontology annotation, biological process: regulation of potassium ion transmembrane transport; proteolysis. NCBI's taxonomy places the organism in Eukaryota, Metazoa, Chordata, Lepidosauria, Squamata, Lacertidae. Gene Ontology annotation, molecular function: potassium channel regulator activity; serine-type peptidase activity. Gene Ontology annotation, cellular component: plasma membrane; voltage-gated potassium channel complex. The record is from RefSeq and is a predicted model, not a curated record.
AUCGCGGUCUUCUAGCUCCGAGCUGCCAGUUCCUGGUUGCCAAGCAGUUAUUGUUUCUGUGACGAUUGCGGAGGCUGUUGCUAAUUGAAGAAGCCUUCUCAGCAUCCUCCUUUCUCCUCUUUCGCUCUCCUCAUUUAAAUUUUAGAGGCAGAAAGAACAGAGAAAGAGAGAAGGGGGUAGAGAUUAAGGGUGGUAUAUAUUUUGGUGGCAUUAAAUUUUUAAUUGGGAAGGAGAAGAGAGCCGCUCUCUCAGCUGGUGAUUAAGUGAUGGGCUAGUUACUCAUCUGUAUUCCUUUAGCUUUUGUGACUCGAAACACUUGCACAGUUGAACGCACACACGCACACACACACAUUCUCUCUCUCUCUCUUUCUCUCUCUCUCAUGCACGCACACUCAAGCAACCACAUACACACAGACCUGUGAAAUCCUGUUUGCCACUGCAGUGGGCACAAGUAGGUGAACAUGACAACAGCUAAGGAGCAAAGUGCUUCAGGGAAAUCAGUCCAGCAACAAGAACAGGAGCUGGUGGGGAGCAACCCUCCACAAAGGAACUGGAAAGGAAUUGCAAUUGCGUUACUUGUUAUUCUGGUUAUCUGCUCCUUGAUUGUCACUUCAGUUAUCUUGCUGACACCAGUCGAAGAUAAUAGCCAGUCUCAAAAGAAGAAGAUUACAGUGGAAGAUCUGUUCAGCGAAGAUUUCAAAAUUCAUGACCCAGAGGCUAAAUGGAUAAGUGAUACAGAAUUCAUUUAUAGAAACCGGAACGGCUCUGUGAUACUGCACAAUGUUGAAACAAACAACUCAACGGUGUUAAUAGACAACAAAAUAAUUGUGUCUAUGAAAGCUAUUCGAUAUGAAGUUUCACCAGACAAAAAAUACGGACUUUUUGCCUAUGAAAUUGCACCGACGUAUCAGCAUUCGUAUACAGCUUUUUAUGUCCUCCGAAAACUGCCUGAUGGGGAACCUCAAAAUUUGUAUCCUCCCGAAGUUAGCAAUACAAAGCUUCAGUAUGCAGGAUGGGGACCCAAAGGCCAACAGCUGAUAUUUAUCUUUGAGAACAACAUCUACUACUGUGCCCAUGUGGGGAAGCAAGCCAUCCGCGUGGUCUCCACUGGGAAAGACAAGGUUAUUUUCAAUGGACUCAGCGACUGGCUGUAUGAAGAGGAGAUCCUGAAGACCCAUAUUGCACACUGGUGGUCCCCCGACGGCACAAGAUUAGCGUAUGCAACUAUCAAUGACUCCAGAGUCCCCACUAUGGAAAUACCUAUGUUCACAGGCAGCCUCUACCCUAAAGUGGAGACCUAUCAUUACCCAAAGGUUGGGACAGAAAAUCCGAGCAUUUCCUUACAUGUCAUUGGUUUGAAUGGGCCUACUCAUGACCUGGAAAUGACUCCUCCUGAUGAUUCAAGAAUGAGGGAGUACUAUAUAACCAUGGUCAAGUGGGCAACCAGUACCAAAGUUGCAGUAAACUGGCUGAACAGGGCACAGAAUGUUUCUAUCCUGACUCUCUGUGAUGCAACAACUGGAGUCUGCACAAAGAAACAUGAAGAUGAGAGCGUAGCCUGGCUGCACAGACAGAACGAAGAGCCCGUCUUCUCCAGAGAUGGCAGGAGGUUCUUCUUUGUCCGAGCCAUCCCUCAGGGAGGGAGAGGCGAGUUUUACCACAUUACCAUGUCUUCAUCGCAGCCCAACAGCAGCAGCAACGAUUUACAGUCCAUCACAUCGGGUGACUGGGAUGUGACCAGGAUUUUGGGAUAUGAGGAAAGGCACCAUAAAAUCUAUUUCCUCAGCACAGAAGAGUUACCAAGGACACGGCAUUUAUACAGUGCCAGCACUAAAGGGCCCUUCAACAGGCAGUGCCUCUCUUGUGACCUGAUAAACAACUGCACGUACUUCAGUGCAUCCUUCAGCCACAACAUGGCCUAUUUCAUCCUGACCUGCGAAGGUCCAAGAGUUCCACUGGUAACAGUCCACAACACAUCAGAUGCACAAAAACUCUUUGACCUAGAGGUAAAUGAAAAGGUCCAGAAAGCAGUAGCAGAAAGACAGAUGCCCAAAGUGGAAUACACAGAAAUCAAGAUUCAUGAUUACAAAUUGCCGAUGCAGAUUUCAAAGCCGGCCGUCUUCACCGAAAACAUGCACUACCCCUUGCUUCUUGUUGUCGACGGGACUCCGGGCACACAGAGCGUGACGGAAAAGUUUGAGGUGAACUGGGAGAGCGUCAUGGUCAGCUCGCAUGGCGCCAUUGUGAUGAAGUUUGAUGGGCGUGGAAGUGGUUUCCAAGGGACCAAGCUGCUCCACGACGUGAAGAGGCGGUUGGGUGUUUUCGAGGAAAAGGACCAGACGGAGGCUGUCUGCACAAUGCUGCAAAACACAUACAUUGAUAAGUCGAGAGUCGGUGUGUUUGGAAAGGAUUAUGGAGGCUACUUGAGCUCUUACAUCCUCCUUUCCGGAGAAGAGAAUAAAGACCCUGUCUUCUCCUGUGGCGCUGCUCUUUCCCCACUGACGGACUUCAGAUUAUAUGCUUCGGCCUUUUCAGAAAGAUACUUGGGAUUACAAGGGAUUGACAAUAAAGCAUAUGAGACUACUAAACUGGCACAUAAAGCGAUGUCCAUGAAAGAUCAGAAGUUUUUGAUCAUUCAUGCAACUGCUGAUGAGAAAAUCCACUUCCAGCACACUGCUGACCUCAUCACACACCUAAUUAGGGCAAAGGCUAAUUACAGCUUGCAGAUAUACCCUGAUGAAGGUCAUUACUUCAACAACCCAGCCCUGGAACAGCACCUGUACAAGUCCGUGGUCAAUUUCUUCGCGGAGUGUUUCAAACCCCAGGACAAACCCCCUGUAGUAUCAACAAAAGAGGAAGACGAUGAGGAAUAACCCUUCAGGCUUGUGCUCAUGGGCACAAGGCAGUUUAUAAUAAAUAAUAAUAAUAAUAAUAUGCAACUGAAUCUCUCUGUUUCCCCCCCGGAGAAAGAAGCAUUACAUGAGCAUGUAUUUAACAAAAACUGAAAAGGAGAAGCAGUCCGCCUGCUGCUUGUACUAGAUCAUGACUCUUUCCUGAACGGGAGAACAUUUAAGCAUGAGGAACGCAGCAGAAACUGCUGUUCAAAAUGAGAAAAAGAAAAGAAAGGAUCUUCUUGUCUUCUCUUGCCACAAAGUGACUUCUGGAGUAAGAUGCUCAAAUCAGGAAACUGGACUUAGAAGGAGAUUCCCCCAAGAUGACUAUUAAACAAACCCCUUUGCAUUGAAAGUAUUCAAGCGGUAGGAAUGAAAAACCCACCAUCCGUCUGUGUUAGGGUUCCCUUAGUUAGCACCUCAUUGUCUCAGAUAAGACUACCAACCAUGGAAUAAAGAUUAUAGCACAAUUAUUUUUUCCAAGGUACCAAUUUAUGUGUUGUUUGCCCAUUGACCUCUGCAUUUCGGAUAAUUGGUCGUUGCUACAGAACUGCUCCGCUAAGCAGAGGUUUCCUUUGUAGCAAGCCCUGCUGUAGUCACACUAACUUUUAAUUAAAGUUCAUGCACUGUAUAGGUCUUUCUGUAUAUAGUGUUUAUCUGCCACUUCAUUUUCCUUCGGCCUUGUACUAAUCCUUUAGCUCUGCAAUGUAUUCUGGGUAAGGGGAGAGGGGAGAAAUUGCUUAAAUACAGUAGACUACAUGGUGUAGGGUCCCUGCAGGAACUCUCUUUCUGGAGAUUUCUUUAAUGCACUGAUUACAACGUAGCUUUUUGGGUCUUGUUAACAUGAAACAGGCUUUUAAGCAAUCUGUCCUAUGCUUUUAAAAAACAACAAAGUCGUAAUGGGGCAGGGGAGGGGCAACGAGAUCUGCCUGACAGUUGUCACACCACAUAGUUUAAAGGCCUACUCAGUUGUGCGGCAAUUUCUUCUCCCCUAACUCUUCCACGGCUCCAACCUGUGUUGACUGUAAUCAUCCCAACUCUGCAGAUACUACCAUCACAAUAACGUAUGCAUUUUAAUCAAUGCUAACAAAAGUGCUUUUUUUUGGGGGGGGGGUCUUAUCUCUUGUUGUGAUGAUGAAACCUAGGUUUUGGGAUUGCAAGUUUGCAUUUCUUUUUUCCUCAUUGGCUUCUAAAAGCAGCCCUCUUCCUCUCUACAGUUCCCUCCUAUCCCCACGCCCCAACCCCUGCUCGCUAGAGUCCUGGGAGAGACAAAUAUAUUUCAAACCAUUUUGAACCCCCUCACACCUUUUCUUCUUCCUUUGUCUGUUUUGGCUAAUGUAAAUUAUUCUGACCAAAUGUACAGCUAGUAUGAAUACUGUAUAAUUCAUUUUGUUGUAUAUAACAGGAAUGUAAGUCUUUGAUUUGUCGAGUCUCCCUCCCUAAGUCCCUUCUGCAAUCCAGUAUUAUUACGUCUUGUGUUCAGCAUGCAUGCAAUAACACUUGUUUGUUUAUUAAGACCCCUUAGAGGUAUUCAUUCGAACUAUAUCAAUUGUGCGAUCCUUUAUUAUUACUAUUAUUAUUAUUAUUAUUAUUUGGACAGCUUGAAUGUCAAUGCCAAUUUCUACAUUUUUACAUUGUGGCUGUUGGUAAAUUGCCCAUCUCAGGCAGCAGUGCGACGCAGAUCACUUUCGCAGCAUUCCUCGUUUUCCUCUGUUUCGUUUUAGGUUCAGUCUGUUGGCUGUUGGUGGUAAUUAGAUCACCAUGGGAGAUAAUUCCAGUGGGGAGUGAGGACAUUUCUCUUCUCUUCCCUUCCUUCCUUCCUUCCUUCCUUCCUUCCUUCCUUCCUUCCCCCCUCUCUCUCUCAUAAUUUAUCGUUCAUCAGAAUUCACGUGAACAGGGAUUGCAGAAUAAUGCUGCUUCCUCCGGCCAAAUUCCAAAUAGACCAUGUGAAUGCUACAGAUGUCCAGGUUUCAAUAAACUUUUUGUGGCUGGUAUGCCUGAACUGAAUUUGAGCAGAGGAGCUCACUGACUGCUCUGUUCAUAACCUUCUGUAGAGGGAAAGCCCAGAUGCGCCAUAGUAGUGUUUGUUCAUCCAUAAAAUAAAGCAUUAUUUUACCACCAG